This is a messenger RNA of Puntigrus tetrazona (Sumatra barb), 1824 nucleotides long. It is a transcript of the gene pycr1b, whose product is annotated as pyrroline-5-carboxylate reductase 1b. Gene Ontology annotation, biological process: L-proline biosynthetic process. NCBI's taxonomy places the organism in Eukaryota, Metazoa, Chordata, Actinopteri, Cypriniformes, Cyprinidae. The transcript is spliced from 8 exons. Gene Ontology annotation, molecular function: pyrroline-5-carboxylate reductase activity. The coding region runs from base 171 to 1127 and encodes 318 amino acids. The record is from RefSeq and is a predicted model, not a curated record.
GCCUCUCAUUGGCCCGCUCGCGCGUCAGUCAGAGCGCGGUCCCGUUGCACAUGGAGGGAAGGAAGCCACGUUGACAUCAAUUAGUGUUUUUACGGCUUGAUAAACUAGAACACCGAACCGAAUCUUCCGUUCACCGCGAGUCUCGGCGGAGGUGUGUGUUCAUCUUCAGGAUGAGCGUGGGCUUCAUCGGAGCGGGUCAGCUGGCACAUGCCCUGGUCAAGGGCUUCACGGCGGCGGGAGUGAUCGCUGCCAACAGAAUCACAGCGAGUUCACCAGACACAGAUCUGCCCACGGUCUCCGGACUACGGAAAAUGGGCGUCAAUCUCACUACGAGCAACAAAGAAGCGACACACAAGAGCGACGUUCUGUUCCUGGCCGUCAAACCUCACAUCAUCCCGUUCGUUCUGGACGAGAUCGGCCCGGACAUCGAGGACCGGCACCUGAUCGUCUCCUGCGCCGCCGGAGUCACCAUCAGCUCCAUCGAGAAGAAGCUGCUCCAGCACCGCUCUGCUCCUAAAGUGAUGCGGUGUAUGACGAACACUCCGGUGGUGGUGCGUGAGGGAGCGACGGUGUACGCUACAGGGACUCACGCAGACCUGGAGGACGGGAAGCUCCUGGAGCAGCUGAUGGCCAGCGUGGGCUUCUGCACCGAGGUUGAGGAGGACCUGAUUGAUGCCGUGACGGGCCUCAGCGGCAGCGGACCGGCUUAUGCGUUCACGGCUCUGGAUGCUCUCGCUGACGGUGGGGUGAAGAUGGGGUUGCCACGGCGACUGGCGGUCAGACUGGGAGCUCAGGCUUUACUGGGAGCAGCUAAGAUGCUUCUGGACUCGGAGCAGCACCCGGGUCAGCUGAAGGAUAACGUCUGCUCACCAGGGGGCGCUACCAUCCACGCCCUGCACUUCCUGGAGAGCGGAGGCUUCCGGAGUCUGCUCAUCAACGCCGUGGAGGCCUCCUGCAUCAGGACCAGAGAGCUGCAGUUUCUGGCCGAUCAGGAGCAGAUCUCUCCGGCCGCCAUCAAGAAGACGACGCUGGAUAAAGUGCUUCAGCAGCCGGGCGUCUCGUCCUCGUCAGUCUCCACCAAGAGCAGAGUCAACCUGUUCAACAACAGGAGCGGUGUCAAGAAGUGAACACACACACACACACAGGACAAUACAAGAACUGCUGUCCGUCCAUACACACACACACACACACACACACGCACAUUCAGAUUGAAAUGCAUUAUGGGUCUGUGCGUGUGCUUAAAGAGCGCCUCCUGUUACACUGGUACAGUAUUACACAGAGAAAGUCAUAAAGAGUGUUAUUAACAUUAUUAUUUGCACCUUCAUAAGUCCGUGAUAAUUCAAAGGGAAUAAUUGAAAUGGUUUCCAAACAGGUUUUUGUGUAAAUGGUUACUUUGUUCUAGGAUUAAUCUGAACACGCGACACACUUUUUGCAUACUUGAACUGUCAGACUUGUUGAUUUUGUAUUUGGUUAACAAUAUAUCAAAACCACCUAUAGCAACCUAUUCUAUCAGGGUGUAUUGCAGAUCCGUUUCAUAAAACAAGUUUACUGAAUAAGACUUACUUUGAAUCACAUCAACUGACAAUAAGUCAGACUAACUGAAAUAAGCCUGUCUUAGUUUUAUGAAGUAGGGUCCCACACACUCUUAUAUAUUUGUUGUUUGUUCUUUUUUAAAAUUCUGGUGAAAUAUAAUGAAUGUCAAGCAGCCAAAGUGUUUUGUAAGCCGAUUAUCAGGCGUGAAGCAUCUUUCUGUUUGUCUGUUCUGUGUAUUUCUAUUGCAGAAAUAUGAAAACUGCAUAAACGAACGCUUGGAGUUAAAGAAAA